AGCUCUGGCGUGGAAUGGCCAUCUGAACCGCGCUACGUGUGACAGCGAGCGUUUGUGAGGAAGAAGCCAACUUUAUGUCAGUCUUGGAUGAGCUUAGUGAGCACCUGGCCUCGCACUUAAAUAGGGCACUUGGCAAUGCAGGAAGAGAUCCAUGUCAACAGACUCCAAACCACCUCGGUCGGCAGGUCCGCCUCUACUGUGAAGACCCCUCCCAUCGCUACCGCUGAGCGGCCCUAUCCCUUCUUUCCCUACCUCCUUUCAUGCCCUUGCUGAUGUGGAAGGUGUCUCUGACUUUGUGCCUGCUGGCAGGCAUGAUGCUCUGCAGCGCCUUCAACGUGGUUCGAGCGCGGCCUUUCGGCCAAGAAGCCUCUCUCCCCGCAGAGCUUACCGCAGGAUCUGCAACGCAAUCUCUGGCUUUUCGCGACACGCCCGACGCUCUCAAUCGUGCUUCUGCAAAUGUCGAUAUUGCCUGCACGUCGAGCACGCCCCCAGAGGCGUCUCCUGCCCGACGGACCAUCAGCAGCUCCUCAGCGUUGCGACUGCAGCCUCGCCAAUCGCCUAGUCCCCUGGCAAAGAGCAGUUGGGUUGACCGUGAUGCUGUAAUGUGCCCAGGUUCGACAAAAUUUCCCAAAGGAAUACCGUGGCGGGACGACAAGUAUCGCAAAAAUUGUGGGACAAAAAUCGGCUACAAUUAUCGAGUGCCAGACCCAAAAGAUGUCAAUGGAGACCUUGUGACUGUCGCAACGGGGUGGAAGGCGAAUGGCAGGAAUACCCCUAAAAACCCUAUUGCUGGAGAAUGCGACCACCCGGUCGAACUGAACUUCUUCCGGCGAAUGUUGAUGGCGGAUUUGGUAGAAUAUAUGGUGAACUUUUCCAAGGAUCCCAACUUUGACACCAUGGACAAAGCGGAAAAAAAGUUCUGCGACGCGCUAGAAAAAGAUGCGUCGUCGGUAACCAAGAUCAGAAACGUACUGAAUGGCGUAGAAAACGUGUGGGGGCUUCCUGCAACCGUCAAUCAGUUGAAGGCAAACGCUACGGAGGCGCGGAUCAACGGAACGCGUCUGGUCUGGUAUGCAGAUCGAGUCAGUGACCGAGGAUCUUAUAACCAUAACAAGGCAGCUCCAGGGCUUAUCCAGUGAGUGACUAGGUCGUCUGGCCCCACGCAUCUGUCGACGCGCACUAAGCCAUGUCACUUGCUCUUCAGAUAUAUCGAGGAUCAAA
Ceraceosorus guamensis is the source of this 1221-nucleotide messenger RNA. RefSeq lists its product as hypothetical. The transcript has a single exon. The record is from RefSeq and is a predicted model, not a curated record. Lineage: Eukaryota; Fungi; Basidiomycota; Exobasidiomycetes; Ceraceosorales; Ceraceosoraceae. The coding region runs from base 261 to 1139 and encodes 292 amino acids.